AUGGAGCACAUGUGGCUGAACUCGGUGAGUCAGUGUGUGGUAUCUGUGUCGGUGAUCGUGGUGAGUGUGAGGAUGUCUAUGGGUGGUGGUGGAAUGGAGGAGGAUGGAGGAGGCCAGGAUGGAGGUGGUCAUACCCGGGGCGGGAGUGUUUCUGCCUGCCUGAGGUUGUGUCUGGGCUGGGUGGGGGCAGUGGGGGGUGCGGUGGGGGUUCCUGUCUCUGUGCUGCUGAACCUGAGGAGUCCCCAGUGCCUGUACACCUGCAUCACCCUGGUGUGCUGUCCUCUGCUGGUCAGACAGUUCACUGUCUGCCUGCUGCUGCUCAUGACCCUCAACUCCCACCUGAAGCACCGCAUGGGGAGCAGGUACACUUUGCUGGUGACACGUCGGCGGGCCCUGUGUGUGGUCCUGCUGUGCUGGGUGGCCUCUGUCCUCUCCUCCUUUGCCCAGUUCAUCGGCUGGAACGUCCUGGACACCUGGGGAGGGGAAGAGGGAUGGCUGGAUGGGCUGGGGCUGGACGGCAUCCCCCCAGGCAACUGGACCUCCCCUCCUCCCCGUCCGAUGCCUCCCAAGUACAACCAGGACCGCUCUGUGAUAGGGAAGUACCUCCCUUACGGCGGCUUCCUGUCCAAGUUCUACGUGGAGGAUCUCCAUAACUUCACCUAUGCAGAGAUCCAUGGGAGCCACUGGGGGGUGUGUGCCACCGACACUGUCCUCAGCCCCCAGUUCCUGGUCUAUGUCUAUGGGGUGACCGUCUUCCUGCUCCCCCUAAUGGGCCUGCUGGCCAUUUACCUAGAUCUGGUCUGUGUGAUGCCCAGACAGGACCCUGAUGGUCCGGGCUCUGGCCCUCCAAAACGCCGCUCUCCCCGUGCUCGCUCCCUAGGCCUCUCCCUCUGCCUUCUUGUCCUCCUGUGUCUGCCCCUUCACAUCACCCACUCCCUCCUGCUUUUCUCCCCAGGCACACUGCCCCCGACCUGGGCUUUCCCGCUGGUCUCGCUCCUGUCGCAACUGUACGGUCUGGUGCCCCCUCUCCUCUUCACCAUUCCCACACAACGGGUGGGGGCCGAACAGGUACCCCUACCUCUGCCCCACCCGGCCCCCACAGGGGGUAAGACGGUGGGCGGAGCCCUGUGUUCAGCUGUGCAGGCGGCAUCCUAUUCACUCAAAGGGAGGCUGUGCCCAGAUGUGUGUGUGUAACAUGGAACGGGAAAACAGGGAAG
Messenger RNA from Oncorhynchus masou masou (cherry salmon), 1217 nucleotides. RefSeq names its product adenosine receptor A1-like. The transcript is spliced from 2 exons. Bases 1 to 1194 code for a protein of 397 amino acids. Gene Ontology annotation, molecular function: G protein-coupled receptor activity. Gene Ontology annotation, cellular component: plasma membrane. NCBI's taxonomy places the organism in Eukaryota, Metazoa, Chordata, Actinopteri, Salmoniformes, Salmonidae. The record is from RefSeq and is a predicted model, not a curated record. Gene Ontology annotation, biological process: G protein-coupled receptor signaling pathway.